Molecule: messenger RNA, 1110 nt
Organism: Colletotrichum graminicola M1.001
Lineage: Eukaryota; Fungi; Ascomycota; Sordariomycetes; Glomerellales; Glomerellaceae
Exons: 1
Coding region: 1-1110 (369 amino acids)
Molecular function (GO): oxidoreductase activity, acting on paired donors, with incorporation or reduction of molecular oxygen
Source: RefSeq, a predicted model, not a curated record
AUGCCGACCGAAUUCAUUAGUGUAACUUUCCCUAACGCCUCAACGGAGAUCGCUCCGAUCCCCGGUGCUGGCAUCGACCCGGAAUUCUUGGUCCGCUACGCUAAGACCCUGGACGACUAUGGCUUUAACUACACACUCGUUCCGUAUGGCUCCGACUCAUUCGAUCCCUUCACCAUCGGCGCGACGAUUCUUGCCGUGACCAAGAACGUCAGUGUUAUUAUUGCCCUGCGGCCAAACACCCUCUACCCUACAGUUGCUGCCAAGGCGCUGGCAACACUAGACCAGCUCAGCAAGGGUCGUGUUGUUGUGCACUUCAUCGCCGGCGGCAGUGAUGCCGAACAAGCCAAGGAGGGUGACUUCCUAUCCAAGGACGAGCGUUACGGUCGCCUGGAAGAUUACAUUAAGAUUCUCCGCCGUGCGUGGGAGUCGGAUGCGCCCUUCGACUGGGACAGCCAGUACUACACAUUUAAGGGCUUCACCAACAAGGUCCGCCCUACUAAGGGCACUAUCCCCGUCUCCGUCGGCGGCUCCUCCGCGGAGGCAUACCGCAUCGGCGGCUCCCUCGCUGAUAUAUUCGGACUCUGGGGUGAGCCUCUGAAGGAAACAAAGGAGCAGAUCGACCGCAUCUACGCCGAGUCCGAAAAGGCUGGCCGCAAGGACCGGCCCCGCAUCUGGGUUACCUUCCGUCCCAUCAUCGCCGAGACGGACGAGCUCGCAUGGGCCAAGGCGUACCGCACUCUUGACGCGCUCAAGGGCAAUAUCGCCGCCGGGCAGGGCAAGCCUGGCCAGACGGGCCCGGAACCCCAAAACGUGGGCUCUCAGCGUCUCCUUGAUAUCGCCAAGAAGGGCGAGGUCCAAGAUCGUGCUCUGUGGUACCCCACUGUCACCGCAACCAACGCCCGGGGAGCUUCCACGGCUCUGGUCGGGUCUCCCAAAACCAUCAACGACUCCAUUCUCGACUACAUUGACCUCGGCGCCGAGCUCAUUUCCAUUCGUGGGUAUGACAACCUCAACGACGCUAUCGACUAUGGCCGCUACGUCUUGCCCGGAGUCCGUGAGGAGUUAAAGAAGCGUGAGAACGGAGCGAACGGCGCCAACGGUACCCACUGA